This is a messenger RNA of Octopus sinensis (East Asian common octopus), 1143 nucleotides long. RefSeq lists its product as uncharacterized. Bases 1 to 1143 code for a protein of 380 amino acids. The record is from RefSeq and is a predicted model, not a curated record. The transcript has a single exon. NCBI's taxonomy places the organism in Eukaryota, Metazoa, Mollusca, Cephalopoda, Octopoda, Octopodidae.
AUGCAUGUUGUUCCAAUUCCUUUAGAUUUGGAAAGAAAAUCUAAUGUGUGUCUGAGAAAAGCUGGAAUUCUGCGUGCUGUCAAUUCAAAGAAAACACAUAUGGCCACGAUCGCGGGAUUCCUAACCCAGAAGUAUAACUUGGAUGAUAAUUCCUCUGACAUGGAUGUACGGAAACUUAAAAAUGCUCAAAUUGAAUGGUUAUUGACGAAAAUUAACAGUAAAUCUCUUCAUUCUAUGUUAUUCAAAUGUUUAAAAGACUUGAAUGUUGAUACUGCAUCAUCGUCGGGCUGGCUUGCAAAAGGGAAUAAUAGUCCAAGAGCCGAAGCAUUGUAUUGCCUUUUACAGGACCGAAACUUGUUCUUUGAGGAAAAAGGAUCAAAUUGCAGUCAUUGUAAAUCUGCUAAAAAAACAGUCGAUCAUUUGGCAACGAGAUGCAAUAGAAUGUUAAAUAGUGAUUAUAUACGCCGUCACAAUGAGGUGGUGAGAUGUCUCCAUUUAAAUCUGUGUCGUAAAUAUGGAAUCACAUAUUCAAAGAAACUGAAGACUCACUCAGUCCAAUCAAUAGUAACAACUGAGAAUGUUGAGAUCAGAGUCGAUACGACGCUGAUGACAGACAUCAAAGUACAACAUAACAAGCCGGACAUAUUUGUUUUCGAUAAAAGAACAAGGGAGAUUACUUUAGUAGAGGUCGGAAUCACUUCUCAGGAGAUGCUGAAGGGGGUUGAGGUUGAAAAACUUCAUAAAUACGACCUCCUCGCUGGAGAGUUGUCCCAAAUAUACAAAGCGAAAGUUAAAAUUGUCCCUAUUGUUAUGACUUGGGAGGGAAUUGUGAGUAAAUUCUACAAAUCAUAUAUGGAUUUUUUAGGUGUGGAUACUAUUCCGAGGGCAUAUAUUCAAUCUAUUGUACUAAAGAAAACUCUUGAAAGCAUGUUAGUGGAGCACCGACAUGGGAUGAACUUUCAAGAGAGUGAUGUUAGUGAAGUCAUUCAUUUUCUACAACGAAAAUCUCUACAGCAAUUUGAGGACGACGAAAUCGUGCCCAUGGAACAACAAUCCUGGAGUGAGGAUCAGAUUGGUGAUGGUCGACAAGAGAUUGCAGUUAGAGAGCUAAGGAAUGGCUCAAAAAGAAAAAGAAUGAAUUAA